CUUCACAACUUUCCCAUUCCACCAUAAACUCAUUUCUUUUAUUCAUUCCUUGGUUCAAUCAUUAUGGCUGAGGAGAAGCACCACCACCUUUUCCACCAUGAAGAUAAAUCUGGCUAUGUUGAAGAGGUUGACUAUAAAAAAGAGGAGAAGCACCACAAACAUCUUGAGCACCUUGGUGAGCUUGGAACUGCAGCUGCUGGUGCCUAUGCCUUGCAUGAGAAGCAUGAGUCAAAGAAAGACCCUGAACAUGCUCACAGGCACAAGAUAGAGGAGGAGAUCGCGGCGGCCGCUGCCGUGGGAUCGGGUGGUUUUACCUACCAUGAACACCAUGAGAAAAAAGAAACUAAGAAAGAAGAUGAAGAAGCUCAUGGAAAGAAGCACCACCAUCUCUUUUAACGAACAUGAUGAUUAUGAUCAAGCUCAGAAAGAUCACAUAGGGUUUAUUAUGUGAUGUUUGCAGUGUGUUUGAAUAAAGUUUGAGCUUUGGUUUGGAGAGUGUUUGAGAUUCUAUAGUUUCUUAUUUAUUUGCAUGUAUAAAAUGUGUAUUGUGCUUGACUAUGUAAUAUUCAUGUUAUAAUUAUGUCUAAAUACUUAGAGAUGUAAGUAAAGAAAAGUUUGAACUGGUAA
Vicia villosa (hairy vetch) is the source of this 627-nucleotide messenger RNA. Its product is annotated as abscisic stress-ripening protein 2-like. The record is from RefSeq and is a predicted model, not a curated record. The coding region runs from base 64 to 396 and encodes 110 amino acids. NCBI's taxonomy places the organism in Eukaryota, Viridiplantae, Streptophyta, Magnoliopsida, Fabales, Fabaceae. The transcript has 2 exons.